CUGAUGUUGAAUCAUCCAGCGGAAUGGCGUAUCAUGAUGUGCUUGGACAAGACGACAAGAUGAUUGUAUAUAAUAGGUAGGUCCCUCGCAGGUAUGGUAAGCUCAUCACACAAACCAAUCUCACAUCUCCAUCAAGCCACCCACACAAGCGACACACGGAUUACACUCAUCCAGUCACAUAUUCUACCACAAAAACCACACAGAUACAAAUAAUGGCUUUCACAAAGGUCGCAAUUGCAGGUGCCACUGGCAACCUGGGCCCACACAUUGUCAGGGAGCUCGUCAACCAAGGCUUUGAGGUCACCGUUCUUUCUGCUUCUGGCAACACCUCAAGCCUGCCCUCCGAAGUCAAGACCAUCAAAGUCGACUUUUCUUCUCGAGACUCAGUCGUCUCCGCCCUCCGUGGUCAAGAAGCUUUCGUCUCAGCAAUCCCUAAGCAUGAAGAGCAGCCCGCUCUGAUCGACGCCGCCAUCGCUGCUGGUGUUCAACGCUUCAUUCCCUCAGAAUUCGGCAGCAACAUUGUCGGCAACGAGAAAGUCGCUGCCCUUCCAGUCUUCGGCGGCAAGGUCAAGACACAAGAGUACCUUCGUGCCAAGCAAGAUCAGAUCAGCUAUACUUUGAUUACCAACGGUCUUUUCGUCGAUUGGUUCUUUGGUCUAGGUCUGGGCGCAAAUCUCAAGGGCAAGACUCAAAUCUUCGACAACGGGGAUAGCCGUCACAGCUUUACUCUGCUCUCUGACAUCGGCAAGGCUGUUGCCGGCGUUCUCAAGCACCCUGAAGAGACCAAGAACCGUGGUGUCUAUGUUCAAACCAUCGCUCUCAGCCAGAAUCAAGCAUUGAAGAUUGCACAAAAGGCCAAGCCUGACUUCAAGCCCGAGACUGAGAAUGUUGACCUCGGCGAGCUAGAGAAGAACGCUUAUGCCGAGUUGAGCAAGGAGGGUGGAAAUGUCGGUGGUGCCAUGUUCGACUUUAUCAAGGUAUCCAUCUUCAGAGAUGGCUACGGCAACCUCUGGGACGAGAAGAACGAUAACGAGCUCCUUGGUAUUAAGGGCUUGUCCGAGUCAGAGCUUGAAGCUUGGAUUGCAAAGAACGUCUAAACAAAUCUCGACAUCAUUCCCCCCUACCGUUUUCCUAGAGUAGACUAGAUAGCAAAUGAUACUUUGUCCAUUUGCAACCACAAUAAAUCUACUUACA
Aureobasidium subglaciale EXF-2481 is the source of this 1194-nucleotide messenger RNA. RefSeq lists its product as uncharacterized. The record is from RefSeq and is a predicted model, not a curated record. Gene Ontology annotation, molecular function: oxidoreductase activity. The coding region runs from base 213 to 1097 and encodes 294 amino acids. Lineage: Eukaryota; Fungi; Ascomycota; Dothideomycetes; Dothideales; Saccotheciaceae. The transcript has a single exon.